CAGAUCUUGACGCCAGAGGGGGCGAAGAUCUUGGUGAAAGACAAGGAGAAGCAACAAGUCGAAGAAGCACAAGAAGCUCCUGAGCCGGAGAAGGAGGAACACGGUGCUGAGGAUGCUGAGGAGGAGGGCGAGGCGCGUGAUGCCGUUCCUCCUGGACUGCCCUCGACCUUCCGAAGCAGGGCAGAGGAUGUGGUGAAGCUUCCACCCAAGCUUGUGGAGGCGGAGCGCUCGGCGGCGUCCAUCGAGGAGGAAUACCAACGCAUGGACGAGGUGCACAUGAAGACUUUGACGGACUGGGUGGCGGAAUUCAACGCUUUGAUGCAGGAAAUUGGCCGCUCUGUCAUCGAACGAGCUCAAGGCUACUAUGAUAGCCGCGCUUUGUGGCAGCAAGCGGUUCAGGACUUUGCGCAUCAACAGGGCCAGCUGGACGAUGUGAACGCCACGCUGAGCGUGGCGGUGAAGAAGCUUGCGACCGCAGAGGCGGCGUUUGAGUCGUACCUUCAAGGCAAAGAUCCCUUGAACGAGGAGCAAUGGAGAGCUCUUUCUGCGGCGAAGGUCGAUGAUGAGGCCUUCGACGGAGACCCCAAGCUCUUGCGGAUGAUCAGAGUGUCGUGCUUGGCGGAUUCGGUGGCCACCUUACAGCGCCAGCGUGACGUGGCCAACUCGGAGCUCGUCGCCAAGCGAGAGGAGCUGGACGACGCCCGGAGGAGAUUCGAGUUCGAGGAUGCACAGCAUAGUGGCUGUACCUGGAACUGUUCGGUGAAGCGGGCUGCUCCCUUCUACGAGAAGCGUCGACUGCACGAGUCGAAAGUGGAUCAGCAGCUCCAGCAGCUCCAGUUGGUGGAGCAACGGCUUCACGUGGCCCGGCAGAAGGUGGCCCAGUUGCAGGCAGAAUCGCCCUCUGGGCGCAGCCGCAGGUCCCGACAGUUGGACGAGCUGAGCCUCCAAAGCUUCGAGAUCGCCGGGGGCGAACCCGCCCUGGACGAGUGGCACUCGUGCAACGAAGACGAAGACUCUGCGGAUGAGCGGUGAUGUGGGUGUGUAGCUCAAAUAGGGAGACGUCCC
Messenger RNA from Durusdinium trenchii, 1065 nucleotides. Lineage: Eukaryota; Dinophyceae; Suessiales; Symbiodiniaceae. The record is from the annotation of a GenBank genome assembly.